ACGUUCUACUGGCCUCUGCACCGCGGCCCCUCCUUCUCUUCCCCAUCUCCAGAACGUUGCUGUGGUAGCGCCUCGGCGCCAUGUUAGGAGGCCGGAGGGGAAGAGGAAGAAUUAGAAGCGGCGGCAGCAACAACAGCAGCAACUAGCAGGCCUAGUGAGAGGUUCUUCACCCUCUCUGAGAGGGCCCCAGCCAGGCCCAUAUCAUGCUCACGGGGCCCGUUUUUCAGGGGCGGAAAGAGUGACUGUUCCGGAGAAGAAGAGACGGCGUUUAACCAUAGCCGGAGAGACGAUGCCGUUUCCAGUUACAACCCAGGGAUCACAACAAACACAACAGCCGCAGAAACAUUAUGGCAUUACCUCACCAAUCAGUUUAGCUUCCCCUAAGGAGAAUGACUGUAUACUUACCCAGAAGCUAAUUGAAACCCUAAAACCCUUUGGUGUCUUUGAAGAGGAGGAAGAACUGCAACGCAGAAUUCUAAUUUUGGGAAAGUUAAAUAACUUAGUAAAGGAAUGGAUACGAGAAAUCAGUGAAAUUAAGAAUCUUCCACAAUCUGUAAUAGAAAACGUUGGUGGGAAAAUUUUUACAUUUGGCUCAUAUCGAUUAGGCGUGCACACAAAAGGUGCAGAUAUUGAUGCAUUAUGUGUGGCGCCGAGGCAUGUUGACAGGAGUGAUUUUUUCACCUCAUUUUAUGAAAAACUGAAAUUACAGGAAGAGGUCAAAGACUUACGGGCUGUUGAAGAAGCAUUUGUUCCUGUUAUUAAAUUGUGUUUUGAUGGAAUAGAGAUUGAUAUCUUGUUUGCCAGGUUAGCACUGCAAACUAUUCCUGAAGACCUAGACCUUCGAGAUGAUAGUCUACUUAAAAAUUUAGACAUUAGAUGCAUACGAAGUCUUAAUGGUUGCAGAGUAACUGAUGAAAUUCUCCAUCUAGUACCAAACAUUGACAAUUUCAGGUUAACACUGAGAGCUAUCAAACUCUGGGCCAAACGGCACAACAUCUAUUCCAAUAUACUAGGUUUCCUUGGUGGAGUUUCCUGGGCUAUGCUUGUAGCAAGAACUUGCCAGCUUUAUCCAAAUGCAAUAGCAUCAACUCUUGUACAUAAAUUUUUCUUGGUAUUUUCUAAAUGGGAAUGGCCAAAUCCAGUGCUAUUGAAACAGCCAGAAGAAUGCAAUCUUAAUUUGCCUGUAUGGGACCCAAGGGUAAAUCCCAGUGAUAGGUACCAUCUUAUGCCUAUAAUUACACCAGCAUAUCCCCAGCAGAACUCUACGUACAAUGUGUCUGUUUCUACACGUAUGGUCAUGGUUGAAGAAUUUAAGCAAGGUCUUGCUAUCACAGAUGAAAUUUUGCUGAGUAAGGCAGAGUGGUCCAAACUUUUUGAAGCGCCAAACUUCUUUCAAAAAUACAAGCAUUAUAUUGUACUUCUAGCAAGUGCACCAACAGAAAAACAACGAUUAGAAUGGGUUGGCUUAGUAGAAUCAAAAAUCCGUAUCUUGGUUGGAAGCUUGGAGAAGAAUGAAUUCAUUACACUGGCUCAUGUAAAUCCUCAGUCAUUCCCAGCACCCAAAGAAAAUCCUGACAAGGAAGAGUUUCGUACAAUGUGGGUGAUUGGAUUAGUGUUUAAGAAAACUGAGAAUUCUGAAAAUCUGAGUGUUGAUCUUACAUUUGACAUUCAGUCUUUUACUGAUACUGUUUAUAGGCAAGCAAUAAACAGCAAGAUGUUUGAAAUGGAUAUGAAAAUUGCUGCAAUGCAUGUUAGGAAAAAACAACUUCAUCAAUUACUACCUAGUCAUGUCCUUCAGAAAAAGAAAAAGCAUUCAACAGAAGGAGUCAGGUUGACGGCGCUGAAUGACAGCAGCCUAGACUUAUCUAUGGAUAGUGAUAACAGCACUUCUGUGCCUUCUCCUACCAGUGCUAUGAAGACAAGUCCUUUGAACAGUUCUGGAAGCUCUCAGGGCAGAAGCAGUCCUGCUCCAGCUGUGACAGCAGCAUCUGUGACCAACAUACAAGCUUCUGAAGUCACUGUGCCACAAAUAAAUUCCAGUGAAAGCUCAGGGGGUACUUCAAGUGAAAGCAUUCCUCAAACUGCCACACAGCCAGCCAUCUCUCCACCACCAAAGCCUACCAUCUCUAGAGUAGUUUCUUCAACCCGUGUUGUCAACCAACCACAGAGACCUUCAGGAAACACUGCAACUAAAGUAACUAGCCCUGUAGCAGGUGUGAAGAGGACAUCAUCUCCCCAUAAAGAAGAAUCUCCUAAAAAAAUAAAGACUGAUGAGGACGAAAUAAAUGAAGAUGUUAGUUGCAUUGAUAUGAGUGAUCAUGAUAAGAUGGAAACUAAGGAACUUUUUGAUACAGAAUCAGAUAUGGCCUCUCAGCAGGAAACUCUUCAGACCACAGUAUCUCUACAAGCUCCUCAGAAAAUGCCCAGUACCGAUCUUUCAGAUAUCCCUGCUCUCCCUGCAAAUCCUAUUCCAGUUAUCAAAAAUUCAAUAAAACUAAGAUUGAAUCGGUAAAACCAACCUCAGGGGUCCAUAAACAGUAUCUGCCAAUUUAACCUGUUGUCUUCUAAUACUGGAAAGGAGAACAGAAGGUGCAAGACGAGAAUGUGAACACAGAUGGAUUUAGGUAUAUUUUGUGCACUUCCCUUGCUGGGCUAUAAUCACUUGAUCUGGAAGUCCAGGUUCGUAUUUGUGGAGCCAGGAGUACUAUUAAUGUGUUAGCAACAGUUACAUUAAAUUCUUUAAAGGAUUACUGCCUAAAAAAAGGAAUGGGAUACUAUUUCUAGCCAUAUUUGAUGUACUGAUUGGGUUUGUGUUGAUGCAUUGUUUGGAAGAAAAGAAAUUCAGCUAAAACUGGCAAAAGAAUUCCUUAAAUGCACUUUUAUGUACUUUUUUAUUGGAAUAUGACUAAUUUUAGUGCUUCAGCUUGAUAGAUUUUAUUUUUAUUAAAAAAAAUUCUUCAAAAUCUUUGACCUUCAAAUUAGAAAAUGGCUUGAUAUAUUGUAUACUGAAGGUAAAAGUAUGCACUGUAUCUAGCUCAGUCACCAUUAGGAUGCAGCAAACCCUUAUAAGAAAAUGUCAAAUCUUGAGGUUCUAAGUUUGGUAAAAUUCAUUUAAAAUAUUUGAUGGGACAUGAUUAAGAAAUUGUCUAUUUUUUAUUUUUGGGGUUAUUUUAUGGUGCAUACAAAUCAGCUAUCAAAAAGCAAAUAAUUGUUUCCUUCAGUUUAAUCAAGCCUUCUCCUUAUUACCUUCCCAUUCCUAUUACCAUAUUUUUUGGAGAGGAAAAAGAAAUGUUUGCAUUUAAUUCAUGUUUCGUUUGUAUGCACAAAAUUGGACUAUUGUUGUCAGUGAAAGGCUGGUAGUUUUUCUUUUAAGCUCUGUAGCCCUUAGGUACAGAUGCUAUUUCCCCCCAGAAAUGAAAUACAGUAAAUAAAGUGUGCCUGUGAAGCAUAGUCCUGUUUUGAUGGCUUUUUCAUCAUUAAGUAUAAGAGUUUUGUAUACUCCAGAGGAGUCCUGUCUGCAUUACAAAGAUUUCAUAUUUUAAGGCAGAUCUUACCUACUCUAGGGUUUUAACAGUUUUAUUUUUAGAUAGCUCAUCUGAAAAUAGCUUUACAUUCUGAAUGUUUCAUUUUUUUAGAAUCACAUUUCUAGCAGGCACUUAAAUUAUCUGAUAAAGCUCUCCUUAACCAGUUGUUUUUGCUUUGUUCUGUAGAGCUAUAAAAUUAUUAGCAAGUUUGUUUAAAAAUGGAAAUCUCUCAUGACUAAACAGAAAGUGUGGAAUGCCAGUGAUUAUCAGAUGGAGAUAACAAACUACACGUAACCUUGAUUUCAGCAAAAUUAAGUGGGAUGGUUAAACUGCCCUUCCCAUUUUUUCUGAUCAGCAUGUUUAAUAACUUCCUUCCCUGCAUUGUGCUCAAUCCUUCUACAUGUGCAUUUCCAUAUUAAAGAAAAAAUUAAUUGCUCUUUCCCUUUUCCCUAUAAGUUAAUUUUCCAAAGUCAAGAGAAUGUAGCUUACUCACCCUACCUAUCUCCUCAGCUACGCAGUAACCAAGAUCUUUAUUUUCUGCCAUUUUGUCUAUGAAGUCUAGUAUAAAAAAUUCUUACCCCUGCCCUCUUCUGCCUCCAGUGAUGCAGCUUCCACCCCCUUAAAUUUUCCCACACCCUCCUUUGCUCCUUCUCUUUCCCCUGCUGCCCAAACAAGAAGGGUAUCAGUUGAAGUGUACAAGCUAUCUGUGCAUUUUGUGUAGCUAUGGAGUUUAGAUCGAACUUGCCAGGCACAAAUUUAGUCUUGUUUACACAUCAGGACAUCCCCCGCCCCCUUCAUUUUAUUAAACGUUUCAUGUAUCUGCACCCAAGUUUUGCCAAGCUGGGAACUUGGAAUCUUUCCUGUAUAGUGACUUUUUAAUUCUAGUUUUCAUAACCUGGAGAUCAGACUGUUGCUUUCGCAUGAUGUACGUAGGUGUCUCAUGACUGGAGUUGCUUUGUUUUAUAGUAUCUGUACUCCUUGUAUUUUUCAAGAGCUAUUUUGUAAACAGAUGAUGUAUUUCUCCAUGGAAAACAAUAAAAAAAACAGCACAAUCCCA
This is a messenger RNA of Pantherophis guttatus, 4581 nucleotides long. RefSeq names its product poly(A) polymerase alpha (gene PAPOLA). The record is from RefSeq and is a predicted model, not a curated record. Lineage: Eukaryota; Metazoa; Chordata; Lepidosauria; Squamata; Colubridae. Gene Ontology annotation, molecular function: RNA binding; poly(A) RNA polymerase activity. Gene Ontology annotation, biological process: RNA 3'-end processing. Gene Ontology annotation, cellular component: nucleus.